GGGGCCCGGCAGGGUGGAAGCUGCCGGGACGCCUUGAGGGAGAGCGGGCGUGGGGCCAGCGCAGGGCGCAGAGCAUCCCGGGCUGGGCGAGGGGUUCCCGAGCCCCGGCACGGCCUCAGCCCCACUGACGGCAUCGUGCUCCUCCCGCAGCCCGACGGCACCAGCGCACCCCUGGAGGUCGUGCUGCUGGCCAAGGUGUCCACUGGCUUCCCCGGUGUCGUCCAGCUGCUGGAGUGGCUUGAGCUCCCCAACGACAUCGUGAUGGUGCUGGAGCGCCCAAAGCGGUCUCAGGACCUGCACCAUUUCAUUCGGGCACGGGGGUUCCUGUCCGAGGAGGUGGCGCGGGACCUGUUCCGCCAGGUGCUGGAGGCCGUGCGGCACUGCACCAGCUGCGGGGUCCUCCACAGGGAUAUCAAACCACAGAACAUCCUGGUCGACCUGGCCACCGGGGAGGCUAAAUUGAUCGACUUUGGCUGUGGCACCUACCUGCAAGACACAGCCUACAUUCACUUUGCAGGAACACGGUCAUACAGCCCCCCGGAAUGGACCCACUUUGGCUGGUACUAUGGCAAGCCAGCUACCGUCUGGUCCCUGGGCAUCGUGCUGCACCAGAUGGUCUGCGGGGAGCACCCUUUCAGGUGGUGCCAGAACAUCAGCUGGGACCAUCAGCUCUCGCUGCCACAACGGCUCUCUCCAGAGUGCCAAGAUCUGAUCAGGCGGUGUUUAUCCAUGCUGGACAUCGAAAGGCCCUCGUUAGAAGAGCUGUUGUGUGAUCCCUGGAUGCAGGACAUUCAUCUGCCCUAGAAGAAGGGAGAGAGCCACAGGCACACUCUGAUGCAGGGCCCUGCUGGGGCCCUGGGCAGAACCCUGACAGCCUGGUCUCAGCCCCAGGGAAGGAGAAGGAGCCCCUGGAGAAGCUGUAGCAGGUGGGGCUGCUGCUGCUGGAGACAGCGAGGACGACAUCAAGGAUGACAACCUCUUGCUCCACCUGGUCACGGGCAAGCUGAAGAUGAUGGCACUUUGAUUCUGGCACCUUCUCCAAAGCCAGGCUCCACAGGGAAUUUGCAGAUGAGUCCACACGCAGGGGAUGCUCCCAGAUUUGGGCAUUGCACAGCCUGGCCGGGAACACAAGGUUCCCCCUUUGCUGGGGCGGAUGCAGCUGAUCCUCCAGUCGGCUGCCCAGCUGCUUUUGGCAGGGCUUGGGGCAUGGGCUGGGGUGGGUACAAAAUGGGAGUGGGCUCCUGGCCCUGCCAACAGCCCCAACCACCCUCCAGGCCCUGGGCUGGGGCUGGGGCUGGGGCAGCCAGCGCAACACAAACCAACCCCCAUGGUGGGAGCAGAGGUGGGACUCCAGAACCUGUGCAGGGGCUGCUUUGCUUUGCAGGCAAGGAAGGGCUUGGGCUGCUCCCCUGCCCUUGUUUGCUUUGGGAUCACUCUUAUUUUGGGGGGCAGUGCAGGGGGAAGGGAGAAAGCCUGGGCUUCCUUCACCGUGGGUGGGGUUUUCCCUGGCAUGCAGGGGUUGCGCCUUCCUCAAGCCCCAGACAGAGAGAAGAUUUUUGACCUUUUUUCUUGUUUCCCCUUUUUGUCUGUAAUCUAUUUUCAAUCAUUUGUUGUGUGUUUCUCUAGAGGAAGCGUUCUAGGUUGGGUCCAGUCUGGAUGGGGAAGUGCUUGGGAGCAGCUGCAGCGUGGAUGGGCCGUGCCCUUGGA
Messenger RNA from Vidua macroura (Pin-tailed whydah), 1707 nucleotides. Its product is annotated as serine/threonine-protein kinase pim-1-like. The transcript has 4 exons. Gene Ontology annotation, molecular function: protein serine/threonine kinase activity; ATP binding. Gene Ontology annotation, cellular component: cytoplasm. NCBI's taxonomy places the organism in Eukaryota, Metazoa, Chordata, Aves, Passeriformes, Viduidae. The record is from RefSeq and is a predicted model, not a curated record. The annotation marks the transcript as partial. Gene Ontology annotation, biological process: protein autophosphorylation; negative regulation of apoptotic process.